Molecule: messenger RNA, 2476 nt
Organism: Cylas formicarius (sweet potato weevil)
Lineage: Eukaryota; Metazoa; Arthropoda; Insecta; Coleoptera; Brentidae
Product: heart- and neural crest derivatives-expressed protein 2-like
Exons: 5
Coding region: 53-757 (234 amino acids)
Biological process (GO): developmental process; regulation of transcription by RNA polymerase II
Molecular function (GO): RNA polymerase II transcription regulatory region sequence-specific DNA binding; protein dimerization activity; DNA-binding transcription factor activity, RNA polymerase II-specific
Source: RefSeq, a predicted model, not a curated record
UUUUCGGUUUGAUUUCCAAAUAGUGUUCGUCGGUGUGAAAAUUUUCGUGAAAAUGUCUUACAGUAAUUCGACUUCCGAUCAUGAUGCUUUUCAAUACGGCUACACUCACAAUUCGCAUCAUUAUAUUUCAGAUGGAAGCACGAUAGGAGGAGAUGAAUCAAACUUCUGGUCUAAUAGUCCGUCGCGAACGGAUUCGCCAUCGCCGAAUAUUCUCCACGCACAAAAUCAAAUAGAAAAUCACUAUCAGAUAUACGCCCCUUCAAGUUGUCCCACAUCGCACAAUCAUUAUUCUCCCUACCGAACCAAUUACACGUCAAUAACAUCAGAUCCGGAUUUAGGGACUCCAUUCGUAAGGGUUGUUAAACGCCGAACAACCGCAAACAAAAAAGAACGUCGCAGAACUCAAAGUAUCAAUAACAGCUAUGCUAUGUUGAGAGACUGCAUACCAAAUGUCCCAGCAGACACAAAACUGUCAAAGAUCAAAACGUUGCGUUUAGCAAAAAGCUACAUUUCGUAUUUGACGAGGGCUUUGGAAACAGAUGACACGGUCGGCGGAUUCAAAGCGGAGCUUGGAUCACUUUCUAGAAAAUCGAAUAGCAAUAAUCAAAUUCAAAUUAAUAGUGAAUCGUUGAACGAAUUUAAUUCUCAUAAAAGUGACAGCUCGGAAGAGACAAACAACUGUAGGAAGGCAAAGGGUAGAACGGGGUGGCCCCAGCACGUGUGGGCGUCGGAAUUAAAACAGGAACAAGGGCUGUAAGCCGAAAUUCCCUAUCGAUAUUUAACAACUCAAGCAGCAUUACCAAAAAAGGGCAAUUAAAUCAAUUUGUCACUUGAGAUUUUCGUUAUCAAGUUUAGAGUGAAAUAAAGCCGUCGGUAUGGUUCAACAUUCCUUAUGUACGAUUUUGAUUGGCCAAAGUGGUCUAUACGAAAAGUAUUAAAAUUUAUUAUUACCUAAAUAGGCAGGUUGUUUUGAGCGGUUAUUUCACUUUAUUUCACAUUAUUCACUUUUCUUUCUAGUCUAAUUUUUUGAUUCGAUUUUGAUUUUUGAUAAUUUUUGUUAUCAAGCGCACUUGUUAUUUCUGAAUAAAAUCCACACAGCAGGCCGCAGUAGGUAGUAGAAAAAAAAUAUAUUUUUUUUUAAAUUUUUAUUUUAAAAGUUUUUAUUUUGUGUUAAUCGAAAUAAAAUUAUGCUUCGCUACUGCGUUUUUGACGAAUUUGUCGUUACUUCCGUAUGUUCAAAAAAACUUGCUGUUACUAGGGACUUCUAACUUGGUCGAAUGGUUUUCGAAUAAUUAAUAAAAAUGCUUUUUUUUCCCAUUUCUACUCACUUUUGGUUGAUAAAUAUGCCCUUAAAGUCUUUGUUUUGAACUUUGAAACACUCUGUAUAACAAUUUUGUUCGGAAUGCUUCGCGGGGAUGCUAUCAUGCUAUCAUAUAGGGGGUGCUGCCAUUGCCAUGUGGGUGAUUCUGUUUUAACUGUGAUUUUUUAUGUCUUGUAUUGUUUGUCCUCACUGUUAAUUAAUUAAUAAUAUAAUAAUAGAUUUUUUUGUAUUAAUUAAAUGAUCAUAACCUACAAUAUAUCAGCUAAAUGUCAGUACCGUGUCUAAAAUUUGUCUAUAAAUUCUUUUUUUUUGUGGCAAUAAACGAUUUAAAAAUAAUUACUUCAUAAAUUCUUAUUUCUAUGAUCAAAUUUAAAAAAAAAAUGACACUCUUUGUGUUAAUGUUUUAAGUUAACACAGAAUUCUGGUUCCAUAACUUUUGCCUUUAACGAAUUUUUGCAUUUGAAAUUAUAGGACUCGAGCGCCAUCUACCUUGAUUUAUGAAACGUCUAGUGAAUCAUGUUGUAAGUACGUCAUCUGAGUACUGUUUACAAACAUGAAGUUGAUGACAUAGUCCAAAGAGUUUAUAUGACUUUAGAACUCAAAUUUAUUUUAUGUCAGUACCGUGGAUAAAUGAGUCAGUACCACGGAACGGAAAAUUUUAAAUUUGUUUCUCGUUCUUGAGGCUUUGAAAUUGUAGUAAAAUUCUUUCAGGCUUUUAUUUUUACAGUAAAAUAGAUGAAUAAUAUGCAUAAAAAAUUAAAAAGUCUGGUUUUAAAAUCUUAGAAAUUUUAAGUAAAAAAGUAACAGCUAGAACGGAAUUACCCAUGUGUCGGUUUUAUUUUAUUUUGCCCACCCCUACCGCAGGUGGGUUUAGUGCGCCACUGGUUAGGCCGAAUCUAGCGUACUUUAGGGGUUAAACGUAUGUUACACCAAAUAAUUUUAUUUGUAGUAGUUUCUCGAAAUUGUAUAUAUUAUCUAUUUUAGUCGGAAUUUACCAGAUGGCCCCAAUGUAUACAUUUAUCUACCUUAAGAGUUUUAUAUAUUGUAAUUAUAGCCGGGUUUAUAAUUAGCUAUUUUAUAUCCGAUUUGUUUAUAUUUUUAGUUUGUAUUUAUAGAAUGAAAAAAGCGGCAUUAUUGCAGGUAAGGUAAAAUUAA